Eruca vesicaria subsp. sativa (arugula) is the source of this 645-nucleotide messenger RNA. The record is from the annotation of a GenBank genome assembly. Lineage: Eukaryota; Viridiplantae; Streptophyta; Magnoliopsida; Brassicales; Brassicaceae.
AUGUCGGCCCUUGUGGCGCUAUGCAGAGCUCGAGCUUCUUCUUCUUCUUCUUUGUUCAAUAACAUUGUUCGUCCAGCAUUUCGCAGUUUCUCCACAGGUUUUGGUGAUGUGCAAAACAAAACACUUAUGGCAGAAAUGGAAGAAAAGAUGCUCCACAUGGACAUCAACUCAAUGAUAGGAAGUUCCAUGCCACUAGGCAUGAUGCGCAUAGGAACUAUCAUCCACAACAUCGAGAUGAACCCUGGGCAAGGCGCCAAGCUAGUCCGAGCUGCAGGAACAAACGCCAAGAUCCUCAAGGAGCCAGCUUCAGGAAGAUGCUUGAUAAAGCUUCCAUCAGGGGACACCAGGUGGAUCAACGCCAGAUGUCGUGCUACCAUUGGUACAGUCUCAAACCCGUCUCAUGGAGUGAAGAAGCUGUAUAAAGCAGGGCAGAGCAGGUGGCUGGGGAUAAGACCCAAAGUGAGAGGUGUGGCGAUGAAUCCUUGUGAUCAUCCACAUGGUGGUGGUGAAGGGAAAAGCAAGAGUAGUGGAAGCAGAGGAAGGACUUCUGUUAGCCCUUGGGGGAAACCGUGUAAAGGGGGUUACAAGUCAGCUAGUGUCAAGAAGAAGAAGAAGAGAUUAGCAGCUAGAGAAGCCAAGAUGUGA